ACCUAAUAAAACAACACAACCGAAGCUUGUGCUUAUUAUCCAGUCGAGUCUUCACUUCUCUGCAUAAAUAUUCGGCAAGAAGACAGAACCUAAGUUACAGCAACUCGUCUAUCCUCAACUCCUUGACACCGUCACCAUCAGUUUGUUAGACUUACCGGUGAGAUUAUCUUAGCUUCUAGAGACGCAAAUAAUACACAUAUAUUUCUUUUUAGAGGUACCUCGUUUUACUCCGUUCUCUCAUCCGUCACAAGCGUCACUGUUUCCCACAGACCGAGAUCCAUUGUGAACACUGUUACUGAACAAAAUGGUGAGAGUCGAGCCCUUUGAGGUUGAACAGUGGAUGGACCGGCUGGAAGUGACGCCAGGGGUUCUCAACAUUGCCGAAACCUGCGCGGCGCCAGUGUCAAUCGACGAACUCGUCGGCCUAUGCGAGGACAAGAAUGCCUCAGGGCCCCUGGACCUGUCCAAGAUGAUGACCUACGGAGCCAUCAGGGGCUCUGAGAGCUUGCGUCAACAUGUUUCGCGCCUGUUGGGCGAACAUUCCUCAGCUCCCCUUCCGGCCGAGAACGUGGUCGCAACUCAGGGGGCCAUCCUGGCCAACCUUUCGCUCUUCUACACCCUCGUUGGACCAGGAGAUCAUGUUAUUUGUGUCUAUCCGACGUACCAGCAACUUUAUGCUGUACCCGAGUCUCUAGGGGCGGAGGUGUCGCUAUGGAAAUUGAAGGAGGAGAAUGGUUGGGUCCCAGAUAUUGGUGAGCUGGACGGGCUGGUGAAGGCCAACACCAAGAUGAUCGUCAUCAAUAAUCCAAACAACCCAACCGGCGCGGCCAUACCAACAGCCAUCGUACAGGCCGUGGUAGAUGUCGCCAAGGAGAGAGGCAUUAUCGUGUUUGCCGACGAGGUAUAUAGCCCGCUCUUUCACAGUCUUCCCGACGGCACGGAAGCUCCUCCGUCGAUAUUGUCAAUGAGUUACGAGAAGACCGUGGCGACAGGUUCAAUGUCCAAGGCAUUUGCUCUUGCGGGAAUCCGCCUGGGAUGGAUUGCAUCUCGAGACAAGAGCAUCAUCCAGGCCGUCAGUUCGGCCCGGGACUACACCACCAUCAGCGUUUCCCAGCUCGAUGACCAAGUCGCUAGCUAUGCGCUCUCCGACGCCGUACGUCCAUCCCUGCUGAGGCGGAAUAUGAACUUGGCCAAGACAAACCUGGCCUUGCUCGAUGCAUUUGUGCAGAAGUACAGCUCUACCUGCUCUUGGGCGAAGCCGACCGCGGGCACGACGGCGUUUGUGCAAUUCAGGAAGCAAGGUCGGCCAAUAAAUGAUGGGGAAUUUGUUCUCGACGUGCUGGAUAAGACCAAGGUGCUUUUCCUUCCCGGGACUCCAUGCUUUGGCCAUGGCAAAGACUUCAACGGCUACGUUCGGAUUGGUUAUGCCUGUCACACUGAAAUACUUGAGGAGGGACUGCUGAGGCUUGGGGGAUAUAUCGAACAACACAUGAUGUAAUCAAAACCUAGACCAGUCCGGUCAAACCGCGGUCAGUCGCCGAAGAAAAGCAUCAAGUCUCCGUCCAAAUGUAGAUUUAGGGACAAUAUUUGGGUCUUCGCCAAGAACUAUAAGGCCGAAGGAAAGAAGCUUUUAAGACCGAAAAACGCUAUUUCCAUAUCAACAAUGUGUGCAUCCAAAUCCUUAACACUGUGGAGCUGCACCUCUGACCUCACUACCACCGU
Molecule: messenger RNA, 1722 nt
Organism: Phialemonium atrogriseum
Lineage: Eukaryota; Fungi; Ascomycota; Sordariomycetes; Cephalothecales; Cephalothecaceae
Exons: 3
Coding region: 305-1498 (397 amino acids)
Biological process (GO): biosynthetic process
Molecular function (GO): catalytic activity; pyridoxal phosphate binding
Source: RefSeq, a predicted model, not a curated record